Messenger RNA from Sinocyclocheilus anshuiensis, 420 nucleotides. Its product is annotated as P2Y purinoceptor 2-like. Gene Ontology annotation, molecular function: G protein-coupled UTP receptor activity; A1 adenosine receptor binding. The transcript has 2 exons. The coding region runs from base 1 to 420 and encodes 139 amino acids. Lineage: Eukaryota; Metazoa; Chordata; Actinopteri; Cypriniformes; Cyprinidae. Gene Ontology annotation, cellular component: plasma membrane. Gene Ontology annotation, biological process: G protein-coupled receptor signaling pathway. The record is from RefSeq and is a predicted model, not a curated record.
AUGAAUGCCCCAAUUCUUUAUUUCUCCAGGAUGAACAAUAACGGUGACAUGACACCACAAUCAACGGUUUGCUAUGACACCACAAGCAAGGAGCUCUUCAAUGACUUAAUUGUCUACAGCUCGGUGGUGAUGUUUCUGCUUUUUGUCCUACCGUUUGAGGUUUGCAACGGCCUGAUGGUGAAGAAACUUCAGGAACCCGGUAUUGGUGGAGGUCCAAUGUCACAACACUUUAAGCAGAAGUCGGUGAAGAUGAUUAUUAUUGUGCUUCUGGCUUUCAUGUUGUGCUUCUUGCCUUUCCACGUGAACCGCAGUAUAUACUACACCUUCCGUUACCUGGACAAACAUGUGAGCUGCUCGAUGCUGGAGGCUGCCAGCAUGACCUACAAGGUCACGCGACCUCUGGCCAGCGCCAACAGCUGA